CAUUAUUGUGAUCAUGAAAAAUGGUGGCCCAUAUAUACCAAUGAUGAAAAAUUAACCAUUGCAUGACAUAUUUUAUUGCAGGCCAUGAAAGGAAAGGAGUCUAUAUCACAUGACUAGGGCGGUCCAGCACGCACAACAUGGAGGAGAUAUUAAAAGCCAAUGAGAAGACAUCAGCCUAUGAAGAGCUUCAACAUUAUGACUUCCCAAUUGGCAUUCUUCCUAAAGGGGUGAUAGGCUAUGAGUUGAACUCAAAAACAGGUGAAUUCUCGGCGUAUCUCAAUGGCUCAUGUAGGUUCAUGUUGAGUUCAUAUGAGCUAUUUUACAAGCCUGUGAUAAAAGGUGUUAUAUCCAAAGGGAAGCUUAGGAAAUUGAGUGGUGUUAGUGUUAAAGUUGCGUUUUUAUGGGUUAACAUUGUUGAGGUUAGGAGAAGAGAUGACAAUCUCCAAUUCUCUGUUGGAUUUACUUCUGCAAAUUUUCCUAUUAGGAGCUUUGACAAAUGCCCUCGUUGUGAAUGUGGAUUGUAUUGGGUUAACGAGGAUGAUGGGGAGCCUAGGCAAAAGCUCCUCAUGUCUUCCUCGUAGAGUACUCUAGCAGUGACGUAGGCAGAAUUUUAUGAUUAUAGCACUUUUCGAUUUAUUGUAACAACUUGUCUUGUCACAGGGUUUAGUUGAACUAUACUUUCUAUUCAAAAUUGAUGCUGCUUAAAAGAAAUGCCCUCGUUGUGAAUGUGGAUUGUAUUGUGUUAACGAGGAUGCUAGGCAAAAGCUCCUCGUCUCUUCCUCGUAGAGUCUAACAGUGGCGUACACAAAAUUUUGUGCAAGCAGUGUUAUUUUAUUAUUACA
This is a messenger RNA of Solanum dulcamara, 842 nucleotides long. RefSeq lists its product as uncharacterized. Lineage: Eukaryota; Viridiplantae; Streptophyta; Magnoliopsida; Solanales; Solanaceae. The transcript is spliced from 2 exons. The record is from RefSeq and is a predicted model, not a curated record. The coding region runs from base 138 to 581 and encodes 147 amino acids.